AGUUCACUGAAUUAAAAUAAUGAUCAGAAUGAGCUGCUCUUCUGAUAUCAGUGGCAGACAAAGUCCAUCAGUCCAACACUCUCUGCUGUGUGUUUGCCCUGCAUAUAAAUAUAUUUGUUAUAUUGUUCACACCGUAUUGACUUGUGUGAAGCUUUAGCCUCCGCAGCCUCCCGCAAACAACACUGUUGUACUACUCUCUGAACUGAUCUAGAACUUACUAAGGUUUUCUGUACAGGAACAUUCUCAACAUGAGGUGGAUUUGGAGUAAAGUAGUAGCCUAUAUGCAUCUGCUUGGCUGUGUGCUGGGAUCCUAUUCCUGUGAAUCAGUGUUUUGGGCUAAUAACCAUCUCCUGCCUGGAAAUACUGACAGCAUAAUGAAUGGAAAAGAGACAGUUUUUUCUAGAGACUGCUCAGAAAUUUUGUAUAAGUCCCAAGGCAUUGCAACGGAUGGUCUAUAUGUGAUACAACCAGCAGAUGUUCCAAUUGUUGUUAUUUGUAUUAUGCAAGACAAAGGAUGGACAGUUAUCCAGCACAUCACUGCAAAUAGCAGUUUGGACUUUGAUCGUGGCUGGGAAGACUAUAAAUUUGGCUUUGGUAGUGUCCUUGGAGACCAUUGGCUGGGCAAUGAAUACAUGCAUCAGUUAACCCAGCCUCCAGGCCUUCAGAAAUUGGGCAUCAGACUUGUAACUAUGGAAGGGGAGAUAAAGUUGGGUGUGUAUGAUCCAGUCCUUAUUGAAUCUGAGGAUUCUCAGUACCGACUGCGUUUAGGAUUGUUCCAUGGUUCUGCCACAGAUGCUCUUACACGUGACACUGAAGCAUAUGUCCAUGAUAACCAGAAAUUUACCACUCGGGACCGAGACAAUGACAACUAUAUUCAUAACUGUGCCAAGUUAGAGCACGAGGGCAUAGCAGGUGGUGGGUGGUGGUAUGAUGCCUGUGCCGGGGCAAACCUUAACCGUAGGAAUAUUAUUUACUGGCAAAAGGACUGUACUAAGGACAAACUUUGCAAAUAUGCCACCAUGAUGUUGCAAUCUAACUGGAAUAAGGGAUAUGGGAAAAGAGAGAACUGCCACAAGGAUGAAUUAUAGAAAAUGGUUGGAUCUUUGCUGAUUUGGCCUCCCACAUAGUGAGCCAAAUAGGACUCUCAGGGCUUUGGUUGGAUCAUGUGUAGCCAGCACAAUCAUCAUUGGGCUACAUAAACAGUAUGGUCAAAGCUGAUCUGGAAGUCAAAAUGUUUUGGUUUGCUACAUGGGCUAAUCAGCAGCCAACAACAUUAGCUGAAAUAAAAACUUGAGAUUCUAUCCA
Xenopus laevis (African clawed frog) is the source of this 1305-nucleotide messenger RNA. It is a transcript of the gene fgl1l.S, whose product is annotated as fibrinogen-like protein 1-like protein S homeolog. Bases 249 to 1088 code for a protein of 279 amino acids. Lineage: Eukaryota; Metazoa; Chordata; Amphibia; Anura; Pipidae. The transcript has 3 exons. The record is from RefSeq and is a predicted model, not a curated record.